Austrofundulus limnaeus is the source of this 2385-nucleotide messenger RNA. RefSeq names its product granulins. Gene Ontology annotation, cellular component: extracellular region. NCBI's taxonomy places the organism in Eukaryota, Metazoa, Chordata, Actinopteri, Cyprinodontiformes, Rivulidae. The transcript is spliced from 6 exons. Bases 1217 to 2056 code for a protein of 279 amino acids. The record is from RefSeq and is a predicted model, not a curated record.
UUACUGAGAAAAAUGGUGGCGUGUUCAAUACUUAUUUUGCCCGCUGUAUUCAGCUGUACUGCUCUUCCCAGAAAUGAUGUUCCUUACAAAUGUGGCACCAUUUAAAAGGGACAUUACCAGACUCUCCGACAGUAUUAUUGUCAAGAAGCAUUACAACGAUGAAAUAAUCUAUCAAACACAUUUCCCUACCUUUUGAGCAGAGCUUAUUUUUAAAGUGAUCUUGAUUAACAGUUUUUCAGGCUUUAUGAAGGUCCAGUCUUUGUACCURAUUAAUACAAACACAAUAUACAGAUUGUUGGAUUUGUUUAGCCAAAAUGAUGUCAACUUCCACUUAACUGAGUUGGGUAAAUGCAAAACACUUUCAGGUUCAUUUUUACAGAAAAUGUGAAAGUUGCUUUACGUUUACCCAGCUCAGUUCAGUUAAUGCUGACAGCUUGAUAAGUAAAUCURACAAUCUGUUUUUUGAGUGCAGCCUGUAUGCUUYAAGUAUUUUAAAACAGGGAAAAAUUUAAAAUGUGUGCACAUCUAAUAAACAGCAUCUGAAAGUCACUUAUUUAGGAAAUGGGAACAGGAACUCAGAGGUAUUUUCACAUGGUGGAUUGUCGUCCAACUGGUUUGAUUUCCAGCUCCUGCAGCGUGCAGAAGUGCCAUUGGGCAAGACACUGUUCCCAACACUUUGACGUGCUCGUGACUGUGAGAACUGAAAAAAAUGCAAUUUAUAGUUUGUAAAAAUAUGUCAAAACAUUAGAAAUGAAUGAUUGUUUAGCAGAAGGGUAAGGUUUUCAAAAUAAAGCUGUGGAGUAGAUCAUUUAUUAACCCACUCCCCUAUUUUUUCACCUUUAGUGAGUACAUUUGAAAAAUAAAUAYCACGAGGCUGAGUUUGUGUUUUGAAGAUUAAGUAUAAACUUCAGCACAUUUAGUAGCAGCGUCAUCUUUGGUUUAGACUUGCUAAACUUUUCUCCUGACAAAUCAAAGGUCAGUCAUAAAAUCUGCCAUGUUUAAGUUGAGCAAUAAUGAGGCUGUUUUGGUUUGCUGCCUGCGAYGGUUACCAAACCUUUUAUAAUGAAACUAAACAAAUAAAAAAAGGGUGUGUGUUUUACCAUUUGCUUUUGGAGAGUGGGAGUGUCUAAUCUCUCCUAUGAAGAGCAGUGUGUGUGUGCAGUUUAAGGAAGUGUGAGCGUGUGACAGGAAGACAGAAUCACUUCACAGAUCCAAGAUGUUGAAGGUGUCUCUGUGGUUGCACGCGAGCGCGUGCCUGUUGGGUUUUGCAUUCGGCUCCAUCGACUGCCCCGAUGGUUCUGUCUGCUCCGACUUCGCCACUUGCUGCCGGACUGAAAAAGGAUACGAAUGCUGUCCGUACCCAAACGCCGUGUGUUGUGCCGACCUGGAGAACUGCUGCCCUCCAGGAUACACCUGUGACCAGGUGAAACGGCUGUGCAGGAAACAAAACCAGCCAUGGGUAAAGGUGCCUAUGGUGAAGAAAGAAGCUCCACACACCCCGGAUCUGUUUGUUUCCCCCGUUCAGGAGCUCAAAAGUGACGAUCUGAUUGCCCCCAAAACAACCAUCGUCCACUGUGACUAUUAUUACGCCUGUCCUGAUGGGACCACCUGCUGCCGUCACCCAAAAGGUGGCUGGUUCUGUUGCCCCUACUCUCCCGGGAGGUGUUGUCUGGAUGGCUACCACUGCUGUCCGUAUGGUUAUGACUGCGACCACACUUACACUUACUGUGUCAGGGAAGGCCUGACGUAUCCCUUCAGUCCCAGACAAUCCCUGACUUCAGUCCCCGCUGCUCUCAUUCCACCGUCUGAAGAUAAAAGCAGCGAGCAGGAGACACAAAUGACGGCACUAACAGAAGCCAGCAGCAGCUCCUUUGAGUAUGGGGUCAUUCGCUGCGAUAACAAAUUUUUCUGUCCCACUGGGUCSAGUUGUUGCAAAGGACUGACGGGCCAGUGGAACUGCUGUCCUCACCAACUGGGGGUGUGCUGCGCUGAUGGUCAGCACUGCUGUUCGUACGGGUACAAGUGUGAUUCAUCAUCUACCAAAUGCACAAAAUAGAAGACCCCCUAGAGGACCACCGGAACAAAAACACCAAGGACACAUCAUUCAAGAGGACCAUAACUUUUUUUGGUCUGGUCAAAAUCAACCCUACAAUGUUUUAUUGUCAUUUAUUUUGCUUCAUCUAGGUUUAAAUCACAUCUGUUUUUUUUCAGAAAAUGGUAGAUUAUUUGUUCACGACCUCAUAUCCAUCCUGCUGAAUGUCACAAGAGACAAUCAACUAACGCUUUAUCUACAGACUGAAUUUACUACAAGCAUUAUGUUGUCUUUUUUAAUCAAGCCUGUUCUGAUUUUUUUUCUUUACAAUAAAGAAAAUAUUGAUAAUUUGA